GCCAUGCAAAGUUGCCGUUUCAAGCAUUGGCCAUUUGGGGUAAAAAACGCUCUUUUCUUUCUCUCUCUUUCUCUCUAUAGCCCCUUUAUCUUCUCCGCCAAUUUUUCUAUCCCUCUUUCCUAAGUAAUGCAGAACAAAUAAACCCUCAUAGGCCAAAAGGGUUGCUGCUAUUUCACCACUUUAUUCACACAAAUAAAGGAAACAUUUUUAUUUUCUCUCUUUUCUGUUUUUUGAUCAUUUGGGUUUUCUGGGUUUUAUCAAUCAAGAAAUGGGUAGGGGGAAAAUUGAGAUUAAAAGAAUUGAAAAUUCUAAUAGCAGACAAGUUACAUUUUCAAAGAGAAGAACUGGCUUGUUGAAGAAGGCUCAGGAGCUUGCUAUUCUUUGUGAUGCUGAGGUUGCUGUUAUCAUUUUCUCUAACACAGGCAAACUUUUUGAGUUUUCUAGUUCUGGUAUGAAGAGAACACUUUCAAGAUACAACAAAUGCACGGAUUCUUCAGAGAGUGCAUCAGUGGAAUAUAAAGCUGAGUGUUUUCUUCAGAAGGAAGAUUCUAAGAUGGUGGAGAUUCUUAAAGAUGAAGUUGCAAAACUAGAAACAAAUCAAUUACGGCUGUUGGGAAAGGACUUAGCAGGAUUGGGAUUAAAGGAACUGCAACUUCUAGAGCAGCAAAUUAACGAAGCGUUAUCAUCCGUGAAGGAGAAGAAGGAAGAAUUACUUAUGAAGCAACUGGAGCAGUCUAGGAUACAGGAGCAGAAGGCUAUGCUGGAGAAUGAAACUUUGCGCAGACAGGUUGAGGAGCUUCGGUGCUUGUUUCCGAUUACUGAACAUGUGAUUCCAAAUUAUCUUCAGUAUCACCAUCUGGAAAGAAAUAAUUCCUUUGUAGAUAAUGGUGUUAAAUGUCCCAGCUUGGCAAGAAGCUGCUCAAACGACAGAGGAGAUUCAGACACCACAUUGCAUUUAGGGUUACCAACUGAUGUUCAUCACAAGAGGAAGAGUCCUGAGAAAAAAACCUUUUCGAAUGAUUCAUAGAGUCAGAUGGCUUUACUGAUCCGUUCUGUUGAAAGUUUGAAUGAGACUAAUUUAGUGCAGGUGUAGUUGUGCACAGUGUCAGUUUAGAUGACAUUGGAAAUGUAGGAUGAUUAAUGGUUUUACCAAAUUUUGGGACAAUGGGCUGUAAAAAUCUCAAAUUAUGAACCUUGUUUAAGUUUUCAUGAAAAAUAUGCUUAUUGCAAAUU
Messenger RNA from Lathyrus oleraceus (garden pea), 1233 nucleotides. RefSeq names its product agamous-like MADS-box protein AGL15. Gene Ontology annotation, molecular function: protein dimerization activity; DNA-binding transcription factor activity; RNA polymerase II transcription regulatory region sequence-specific DNA binding. Lineage: Eukaryota; Viridiplantae; Streptophyta; Magnoliopsida; Fabales; Fabaceae. The coding region runs from base 269 to 1027 and encodes 252 amino acids. Gene Ontology annotation, cellular component: nucleus. The transcript has 8 exons. Gene Ontology annotation, biological process: positive regulation of transcription by RNA polymerase II. The record is from RefSeq and is a predicted model, not a curated record.